Labrus mixtus (cuckoo wrasse) is the source of this 5607-nucleotide messenger RNA. RefSeq names its product lymphoid-restricted membrane protein (gene lrmp). NCBI's taxonomy places the organism in Eukaryota, Metazoa, Chordata, Actinopteri, Labriformes, Labridae. Bases 128 to 4720 code for a protein of 1530 amino acids. The transcript is spliced from 40 exons. The record is from RefSeq and is a predicted model, not a curated record. Gene Ontology annotation, cellular component: endoplasmic reticulum membrane.
UUGAACUCUUCGUGGCUCGAGCGAUCAGCUUGUUCGAGCUACCUGUGCGCGUGCUCUAUGUACAAACAUUUGGUCGUGGAGAUUUGCUCACGCAAGCGUCGCAAGACUUCAGCCUGCCGUCAGCAGCAUGGACUAUUACACACCGCAGUCAAAUCGUCGCCAUAAUCCUGUGGACAGCAUCUGCCGUAAACUGCAGACCAUUCAGAGGUGUGGUGACCGAGAGCCAAAUUCACCGUUCCAGAUUCCCAAACUCUCCUCCAAUAGUUACGACAGCCCGCACUCAGGCCUCAGGCACAACCUGGAGGCCAUCCUGAAGAAGGGGGCCCUCCACAGAGACGAGAGGGGGACGGAUAACGAGAAGGAGAAGGGGAAAGGGAUGGGUAAGCAGGACCCAGCAGCUUCCCAGAGGAGCAGUCGAGGUCCUUCUGUUCCUCCCUCCACCCCAACAUGCAAUCCUUCCACGCCUGUUAAUGUAACAUACACUAUCACAAGCACCAUGGGAGAGAGGAGAGGUGCUGAUGGGAGUGAUUUAAGCAAAGUGAAGACAUGGCAGAGGUAUUGUUCGACGCCUGCGGGCCAGUCCAAAGAGUCCCCUUACUUUACAUUCACUCAGGGACCUCAGUCCGUGCAGCCGGAGAGCGUGAGGCCCAGUAGGAGCCCCCCCAUGUCUCGGACCUUCACACCACACAACAGCACCCUUUCUUACAACCUGAACUUCUGCUCAGCAGACACGGGGAAAUCCACAGAGUGCGAGUUGUACUAUCCGGCUCUGGUUGUGAAAAGACUGUCCAUGGGAGAUGGAGGAUCCUCAUCGACCUCAGAAAACAGGAAGGAGAAUAUGGCAGAAAUCAGUCUGAUCUGUGAAGAGAAUCUGCUCGAUACUAUCUUCCACGCCUGUGACACCCAGCGACGAGGCAAAGUGUUUGUGUCUCAUAUCGUGGACUACCUGCGGCACACCACCAGUCGCAGCUCAGAGGACAGCGGACUGGAGGAACUUUGCAACAUGCUGGAUCCAGAACAAAAAGACGUCUCCAUUGACCUGGACACUUACCAUGCCGUCAUGAGGGAGUGGAUUGAUGAAUGCCGCAACAACGGGCAAGACACUACAGAUGACAUCACUCAGGAGUCCAUCAAACUCCGAGACAGCCUGUGUGCAAAGAGAUCCAUGCUGCUAAAUAUGACUUCAGGAAGUUUGGAAGGCUUUGGUGGGGAGGUGUCCAGAGCAGAAUUUGAGACAUCGGAGCUGGUGUCUUGUGUUGCCGACCUUCAGAUGAACAACCACAAACUCCAAGAAGAGGUCAGGAAGAUGAAGCAGGUGGUGGAGGGUAUGGAGGACACCAACCAGAAGUUGGCAGAGGAGAAUGAGGAGCUUCGUAAUCAGGCCAGAGUUACCCAGCAACUGGCCCAGAAGGAAAUGAUGCUAAAAGAGGAGGUGGAGGAGAUGAAGGCUACUCUGAACUGCACUGAGGAAGGCAGAGCUCGCGCCUCCGCACACAGCAGACACGUGGAGAGAGAAAACCAAGGUCUCAUUGGAAAGAUUGCAUCUCUUCAGGAAGAGAACUUCAAGGUUACCAUGGAGAUGGACGAGCUUCAGAAGAGAAUAUCUGAGCUGUGUGACAUUAACGCUGACCUUCAGGUGCAAAUUCACUCUUUUGAUGCUGUUUCCAGUGAGAAGGAAGCUGUAAUACAAGAGAAGAGCAGACAGAUAAACGAGCUUAAGGCAGUAGUGGAGGAAUAUUCAUCCAUCACUGAGCUGCUGAGGGCAGACAAGAGCAAGCUGGAGAACCAAAUGCAGAUGUUUCAUCCAGAUCUGGCAGGGGCUGGUCUGACCCUGUCGGUGGCCUACAGACUGAACCAGAGUACCUCAGGAUCCUUACAGACAGAACUGGCCCUGGCACAGUCACCACUGGAGCAGGCCCCCCAUGGAGUUGACCUUUUGUCCACCACGAUGAGCCUCGUCUCCCCUCUGGAUGAGACGCUGGACAGGGAGGUGUUGCUCAUGUUGCAGGGACCCAGCCCUGAACACAUGGCUCAAGAGUUCAAGAGUCUCCUAAACAAACUGAAAAGGGAUUUCAGAGAAGAAAGUGAAUCAGUCUUGUCUUCAGUAAGAGGCCUGCUGGAUGACCACACACGGCAAACAAACCUCCAGACCGUGUCGGCCGAACUGGACGCAAGGCGGGCAGACUGGGCCCUCAGCCUGGACCAGCUAGCCCAGUAUACAGACUCGCUGGAGAAGGAGCUGAUUAAAAUGGCCAGUAACAUGAGGAGGUCCCGCACUGAGAUCCUGCACCUCUCAGUCAGGGUGCAGGAGCAGGAGAACCAGAAGCGCCAGCUGUGUGAGGAGCUCGAGCAGCUGAAGACACCUCAGGACAGCAGAGAGGCCUCAUGCCAGACACCUGUGCCGGAGGAAGAGCCUGGAGAUGACUUGGACUGGGACGAGGAGUUUGCCCUUCAAGACUUCCUAAAGAACGAGUUAGCCGAAAGAAACUGCAAAGAACCAAGCGAGCAGACGAACAGCAAGCCGGUGGAGAAAGCGGAAAAAUUAACAGACAGAGGUGAAGAGGAGGAGGGGGAGGAGAAGUGGACGGUGGUGGACACGGCAGGAGAGGGAGAAGUGAGGGACACAUCCACUCCCCUGUCUGCUCAUCCUGCAGAGUCCAGUGCAGCAGUAUAUGGUCAAGACUCUACAGCCUGCACUGAGCUGGAUCCUGAGGGGACUUCUCAAUCUUUGCAGCAGGAAGAGGCAGCGGUGCCAUUGAGCGCCCACUCACAAGCUGUCAGCAUUAGACACCCAGAGGCGGAUGCUCUUUCUGAUCUUUCCCACUCUGAGAACAACAAUGCAGAGCUUGUUGAGACUGCAGAGUCUCCCCUGAGCUCCCCUGAAAAGGACCAAACACCAAGUGACAUCUCUCCUGCAGAGGCCAAGAUGGUUCCUCCCAACAGUACAUCACCAGAAGCAGAUGAAACCAUAACCCAGGAAACGAGCACCCAGCCGACCAGUGAGGAUCGAAGGGGAGACGAAGAGAAAGAAGGCGAGACGGACUCGAGCACCGGGGCCAUGAUCCGCACUAAGAGCCUGAGCAGGGACCAAUCGGUUGACAGAACAGCAACAGAGGACAGCACGUGUCUUCUGCCAGUGUUAGUGGAGGAGGAGGAGAGUGUGCUGGACAGUACAGCUGAGAUACCAACAGUAACAGGCAGCAUGGAAGGGACAGACCAGCUCACCAGCAGUGGAGCGACCACCUUCUCUGAAAGCAGCUCUGCACAGUCCCGGUCAUCCAUCACAAAUGCCAGUCAAUCAGGGAGUGGCAUGAGCAGCGUGACCUCUGACCCUAGCCAAUCAGUGGAUAGUUUAGCAAAAAAGGACUCCGUCCCCCCAGGAGGCAAAAAUAAGAAGGAACUGGAGCUUUCACACAGCAUGGAGGCUAAUGAGGAGAAGAAGGUUCAGGAGGGAGAAAGUGAGACCAAGGUGUCCAGUGAGAAGGAGUCUGAGACUUCAACGAUCUCUGACACAAGCGAUACGGUCAAAGAGGACGGGAACAGCAUGUCACCUAAUGAUAAGGAGAUUGAGACGGAGUUCCAGCGCCUGGCGUUGGGCUUCAAGUGUGACAUGUUCACCCUGGAGAAGAGACUGCGGCUAGAGGAGAGGUCACGUGACCUCGCUGAAGAGAAUGUGCGCAGAGAAGUGUCCAGCUGCCAGGGUUUACUGCAGGCUCUGACUCCCCUGUGUGAGGAUGACAACCAGUCCAUGGAGAUCAUCCAGAGGCUCAAGAAGAACCUGGACAUCCUCAUCCAGUCCAUGACCAGGGUGUCCAGUCGCUCAGAAAUGCUUGGAGCUAUUCACCAGGAGAGUCGUAUUGGUAAGGCUGUGGAGGUGAUGAUCCAGCAUGUGGAGAACCUGCGGAGGUUGUACACCAAGGAGCAUGCAGAGCUGCUGGAGCUGAGAGAGACGCUCAUGCAGAAUGAGAGGUCAUUUGGAUCCUCAACUGGAGGAGAAGAUUUCCGUGGCAAGAAGCAGCCAACAUCUCAGUACUACAAGUCCACAGCCCGGCGGGUCAGCAUAGCAGCAAUCCCUCGCUCCGGUGGAGGCAACAUGCAAUUUGACAUGUCCAAAACACAAGACGGCUCCGAGACUGAAGCAGAGAGACUGACCAGGAGAUCCCCAUGGAAUGUGGCAGGAAAGAACUCAGCACGCCCCCCACUCAAACGCUAUGUUAGCUCUGCGGCCUGGGUUGACACUGAAGAGCCGUCUCUCAUGAUGAAGGGGACGGCCUGCGACAAUCCCGACUACCAGUCGGAAGAAGAGCAGAAGGAGGAGCCGGUGGCAGAGAGGAGGAGGUCCAGUCUCAGUGAGCUGGGCAACAAACUCACCUCCUUCAUUCUGCCCCUCAAGACGAGUCAGGAUGAACUGUUUGUAAUGCUUCCAAGCCCUUCCUCCAGCCCUACAUCUACAGAACCAGGAAUGAGCCAAUCUCUGUCCCAUAGCCUGACCUCUUCCCGAGCAGCAGCAGCCGCAGCAGUAGCCAGAGGUGGUAGGGGGCUCUGGCUUUGGUUGGCAAUGGUGGUGGUGCUAGCAGGACUCUUGGCUCUGCUGGCCAGCCUGGUGAUGCAGCCAGCAGUAGAUGCUGCUCCUGUUGGGACUGGGGACUCGUGGAUGACCAUCCAGCAGCUGCUUUGGCCUUAUGCAGGGCUCCGACACAACGGACAGCCUCCUGUUUAGCCCCUGAGACCCCAGGUGGUUAGUUCAACUGGCCAUCAGUCCUCUGCAGAAAUGAUCGGUGCACUGGAUAGAUGAAGAAGAAAGUGUACCGAUCCUGAGUGGAGGCUGUUGGAUGUUUAUUGGUGCCUGAAGACUCCUGAAACAUGACUCGCAGUGACAGGCCUCAGGGGAUAGUUAACCCUAUGGAGGAUUUUAUGCAUCACAUCACGUUUGCUAAAUUAGUCUGUUAGGAGUGUAUGCGUGUGUUUAUGUUUUAUAUCAGAGAGUAAUUACAGGCGGUGAGCUGCUUAACAAUCCUAACACAUUAUGAUGCUAAUCAGUGCUUCUGGUAACUGCCUACCUGGACCCAAAACAACUUCUUCAAUCAGGCUUGAUCAGUUGUCAGAGCUGGCACAAUAUUAACCAAUCAUGUUAGAACUUCAUCAGAGUGAAAGCACUGAUGAAGUCAUACCAUGGGCCACUGUGAAGUUUUCCAUUGACAAUCAUCAUGGAUGAUGGCUCCAAUUUGUGACACAUGGCUUUUCAAACACAUUUCAUGCACUUGAAAAGGGAAAGCCAGCCUUUUUAAUGGAAUUAUCCAUUCAUUUCCACAUGGGUUUCAGAGAACAUUUUAUAUCUUUUAAGUCUGUAAACACUGGUAAUAAAACUUACAUUUUAAGUGUUUUUAAAUCUUAUAUUUGAGUUUGUUAGCAAGGUGUGGGGACAUGUGAAUAUGUUUAUUUUUGUUAAGUUAUAAUUCUGCUAUGUAAAAGUCUUAACACCAAAGGUUUUUUUUUAUUAUUUUCUCUAUGUUCUUGCUGUGGUUGUCACCGUUUUCAACUUUAUACAUGUUCCAAAGAAGAUGUGUGGAAUUUUGCACAAAUAAAGUAGCCAAUUCUACAAUACAA